Trichobilharzia szidati is the source of this 2031-nucleotide messenger RNA. The record is from the annotation of a GenBank genome assembly. NCBI's taxonomy places the organism in Eukaryota, Metazoa, Platyhelminthes, Trematoda, Strigeidida, Schistosomatidae.
AUGUCAGCUGAUGUGUUGGAUAAUCUUGAGAAAGAGGAAUUUUUGAACUGGAGACGAUCUUUAGCUUUGUUAGAAGAAAAAGAUGGCAUAACUCUUACUCCUUUUGAGCGAAAUUUAGAAUUCUGGCGUCAGUUAUGGCGUGUUGUUGAACGCAGUGAUGUAGUUGUACAAGUGAUCGAUGCACGACAACCACUUUUAUAUUACUGUGAAGAUUUGGAGAAAUAUAUACAUGAAGUGGAUCCAAACAAAACAUCUGUGGUACUUGUGAAUAAGUCUGAUUUCCUUACUGAACAACAACGUUCUGUAUGGGCACAAUAUUUCAACACCAAUGGUAUUAAUGCAAUAUUUUGGUCUGCUACUCUAGCCAGUGAACAAAUACUCGGAAAAGGUGUUAAUACUAAAUCCCAGUCUAAUACUGAACAAGAAGAGAAAAGUGAUGAGGUCAGUGAAGAAAGUGAAGAUGAUUUUGUAGAGAAUUCAACUGAUUCAGAUACUGACAGUGAGGCGAGUACAGUAACCCUCUCUGGAAACAUCAGUAAUGAACAGGAGGUUUGUCCUGUUCAGUGUUCAUCACAACCAUCAGAUAAGUCGAACUGCAAUGAAUCCACUGUUUCCAGUAGUGUAAAUAAUACAGAAACAUCCACUGAAUCUAAUUCAGAAGUUACAUCUUGUCCUGUAGAUUCAGGAGCUAACGUUGAAACAUGCAAUCCAACUCAUGGUGAAGUUAAUUCAAAGCUUGUUGGAGUUGAAGAAUUAUUGGAUCUACUUACACAAAAAUAUAGACCAUCAAAUUAUCAAUCGAAAAAUCCUUUAACUGUUGGUUUCAUUGGUUAUCCAAAUGUUGGGAAGUCAAGUACACUCAAUGCAAUAUUAGGUCAUAAAAAAGUUUCAGUAUCAGUUACACCAGGGAAAACAAAACAUUUUCAGACUAUAUAUGUUCGAUCAGAUUUAAUACUUUGUGAUUGUCCAGGAUUGGUUAUGCCUUCAUUUGCUUAUUCAAAAGCAGAUUUAAUUGUUGCUGGGAUAUUAUCCAUAGAUGAAAUGCGUGAUUAUUUAGCGCCGAUUGGUUUAGUUUGUGAAAGGAUACCACGUGAUGUAUUAGAAAUCAUGUAUGGAAUUAAUCUGCCGAAAUGUCAAGAUUCACAGUUGGAGAAUAAGCCAAGUCGAACUUUGACACCACAUGAAUUAUUAGCUGCUCAUGCAUUUAUGCAUGGCUUUAUGACAGCUAAAGGUAAUCCAAAUUAUGAUCGUUCAGCAAGACUUAUAUUAAAAGAUUAUGUAAAGGGUAAACUCUUAUACUGUUAUCCACCUCCAACUGUCACUGAUCCUGUUGCAUUCCAGUCACUUGGAAGAGAUGAUGGUCUACCUUGUGGAGUAGGAUAUUUUCCUGAUCCAUCUAAAGCUGAAAGAUUUAUUAAACGAUUUGAAGAGAAAAAUAAAAGUGCAGGGAAUGAAUGUGUUGAUGAGAUUGUGACUGAUUUCGAUCGAUUAGUGUUUAAAGAGAAUCGGUGUCCACGUCAACUUAUGAAAUCUAAUAAACGUAUGCCUGUCUUACGUUCUCAAAUUAACAAGUCAACCAUUAAUGGUGAUGGGGAGGAGGAUGAUGAUGAUGGUGCCUCAUCCACUGCAUCUUGGAGCACUGUAGGCUCAGUUGAAACUGUUAGCAAUUUAUCCUGUAUCAGUAACGGGACAACACAAAUAAUUCUAGAAGAUGCAACAAUGAAAAAACCUUGGCGUUUAUUAAGUCAUUCGAAACAUUUGAGUUCAGCGCACCAUUUACCGUCUGCAACAAAUCCAAUUGGAACUACUGGGAAACAGCAACAUGUUAAAUCGAAAAAGCGUAAGGAGAAGUUACGUCGUGUCUAUCGUUAUCUUGAUGAACAUGAAAGAACAUGAAGAAAGGCGAAAUUUUACUGUCUUCUCUAACACCCUUUCUGCAUAUACUAAUUUAUUUCAUCUGCAAUAAUUUUUACUUUUCUGAGAUUUGUAUAAAUUUUAUUAUUUUGUAAAUAAUAAAAUGCUGCUCUUGGA